Messenger RNA from Somion occarium, 619 nucleotides. Lineage: Eukaryota; Fungi; Basidiomycota; Agaricomycetes; Polyporales; Cerrenaceae. The record is from the annotation of a GenBank genome assembly.
GGAACUGUCAGAGAUCGUGACCGUGUCAUGACACCGGGCGCAGUUCUGUUAGGCCCUGCAGGUGCUACCGAUGGGGUCCUGGUAUGUGCAGCCCGAGGAAUCACCGGAGCAGACUUCUUCGUUGGCGCUAGAGCGUUCUGCGUCGGCGUCGCGGUAGGUUUCCGGAAAGUACCAGUCGUGGAUACAACACGUUUCGUUGUAGGAGGGGUUGGUAGUUUGUUUGUAGAGGAACCUGGGCUGGACUUCGUGACCAUGCUAGUACCAGUACUAGUUGUCCUCGAAGGAACACGCGAUGACGGUGCAGAUCCAGGACGUGUCGACGACGCCACCGAUGGGGGGCGUGUAGACGUAGAUGAAGCGGGACGGGUUGAGAGUUUUGAUAUUGGUCUCGAAGCAGGGACACGAGAACCAGCGGCUCGGGUAGUUGGUGGGUUGGGAAUCGCAGUAGUUGUGGUGGAACGAAUGAGAGGCUUCGCUAUAGAUUUGGAUACAGUUGGUUUGAUUGUGACAGACUCAAAUGGGUUCCCUUCAGCUUCUACAUAGGGAAAUACGUCAAUUGAAGGAAUCUUAUAUCUAUUGUAGGUGUUGCAUACCUAACGGAGGAAGAGGUGAUUGGUCC